AUGUCUUCCUCAACCAUCCAUCCUGUUGUCUCGGUUAAUAAUAUCAAGAACUUCAUCCCGCUGAUUCUUGAUAGUCAAACCGAACACUACAACACAUGGGCUGAAUUGUUCGUUCUUCACUGUAAAGCCUAUGAUGUCUUCGACCACUUGCAAGCUCGCGACACCGGUACCUCCUCCUCCACCGAAAAAGACAAAGACAAAGCCAAAGAAACCGCCCCCAAACAUACCUAUCUUGAGUCAUGGGAACGUAUAGAUUCCAUUGUUCUUCAGUGGAUAUACGGUACCAAAUCUCAGGAUCUCAUGCACACCAUCAUGAUUACCAACACCACCGCAUACGAUGCUUGGUGUCGACUUAAAAAUCUUUUUCUUGACAACCAAGCGGCUCGUACCAUCACCAUCCAAAACAAUUUUUUCAAUACACGCCUUGAACAAUUUUCCACUAUGGCCGAAUACUGUCAACACAUGAAGCUGCUUUAUGAUCAACUCAUAAGUCUCGGGUCCACCGUCUCCGAAAACCAACCGGUUCUUCAUAUUCUCACCGGCUUAACGGAUCAGUAUGAGAGCAUCUCUCUCAUCCUACAGUAA
Helianthus annuus (common sunflower) is the source of this 585-nucleotide messenger RNA. RefSeq lists its product as uncharacterized. Lineage: Eukaryota; Viridiplantae; Streptophyta; Magnoliopsida; Asterales; Asteraceae. The record is from RefSeq and is a predicted model, not a curated record. The transcript has a single exon. The coding region runs from base 1 to 585 and encodes 194 amino acids.